AGCCUGACGGAAGCAGUCCAGUGAUCAUCCCGUGAGUAACAGUGACAUGAAUGUGAUGUGUUGUAGUAUUUGAAGCUCAGCUGGAUGAAGGUCAUAUCAUGAGUUCCGUGCAGUUUCACAGAUGGAUGGACACAAGAUGGAAGCUAGCCUAUAUAUCGCGAUGUCUAUUUAUUAACAUUACAUUUACUACAACAUGUACAGAAACUGAGCUUCAUUAACUAAAGGCACGAGUUCACUGGAUCGAGUUAUUUUACUUAAGACAAACUUACAGUAGACGGUGCUGCCGGACAAGAGGGACAUGUGCUCAACAUCACAAAUAAUAGAAUCAGAUUAGCGCAGUAUUAUGGCUGGACACGGAUACUGGAAGUAUAACAUCUGGAUUUGUAUAUUCACGUACAGGUUUAUAUUAUUUUCAGCCAAAUCACUGGAGACCAUCAUCUGGAGCGCUCAAAACCCAAAAUUCCAGGAGGGAAAAGGCCUGGUGAUCUAUCCUGAUAUUGGGGACAGGUUGGAUAUUAUCUGUCCUAAAGCAGACGACAACCAGCUGUAUGGGUAUUAUAAGCUGUAUUUGGUAAGGAAAGAGCAGGCUGAAGAAUGCAGCACGGUCCUGGACCCUAAUGUACUGGUCAACUGCAACAAACCAGAGAAGAACAUCAAGUUCACCAUUAAAUUCCAAGAGUUCAGCCCGAACUAUAUGGGACUGGAGUUUAAGAGUAACAUCAACUACUACAUCACCUCUACAUCAAAUAGCUCUUUAGAAGGCUUGGAGAAUCGCGAGGGAGGCGUGUGCAAAACUCACUCUAUGAAAGUCAUUCUGAAGGUUGGACAGAAUCCAAACGCAACUGCACCAGACCCAGAACAGACUCAACCUCUAAUGAUCGAAUCAAGUGUUAAUGUUUCCAUCGACACAGACUCAGACAGACCCGUGAGAGCCGGGAGCACAGAAACUAUCAAUCAAAAUCCCAGCGACACGGAUGAUGGCAUUCUGGGCUCCAUGAUCACUGUUUUCUCUGCCAUUGGUGCGGGUUGUUUCGUAUUCCUUCUCCUUCUGAUUUUCUUGAUCGUUCUGCUCAUCAAAAUUCGGAAGCGCUCAAGGAAGCCCACGCAACCUCGUUUGGCACCCCUGACCCUCAGCACCCUCAGCCCCAAGAUUAUGGGCGACGUCACCUCAGAACCCAGUGACAUGAUCAUCUCUCUACGAACAGAAAACACUUACUGCCCACACUAUGAACAAGUGUGCGGAGAUUAUGGUCAUCCAGUCUAUUUCUUACAGGACAUGUCACCACAGAGUCCGACCAACAUCUACUACAAGGUGUAGCGUUUCAUGGGAUGUCUUUACUUUCUUUGGGGGAAGUUUUUAUAAGUCAUUAGAAAACACACUUAAGUGUUUAAGCCUCAUCAUUCAGGAAACACAUGACAAAUAACAAUGUGUAUCCGGCAGCUUUCACAAGAAAUAAUAAACCAUUUCUGUUUUCUUUGUUUAGUAAGUAUUGUAUACAAUAAGUGCACAUAGCAGCAGUUUAGCAGUUAGCCAUCUCAUUUUACCAUCAAUAAAUUGUAUGGUCUAUAAAUCAGCAUUUUAUUACACAUUUCCCCCCUGUCCUCUAUAUCACUAUGGCAUAUUGUACAACCAUUUCUUGUCCAUGUUAUUUAUAAUCCAAAGAGACUCGAGCCAAAUCAUAAUAUAUGUAAACUAAAUAGUUUAGAAUGCAAGAGCCCUUGUUCUGAAACUGAAAUUUUGUUAAUGCUGAUGUUACGAACAGUUAUCUUGAAAAUGCAUUUUUUGAAACUGCAUGUGCAUUAGAAUGCACUUUAAAUGUGUACAGAGUGCAUGCUGGAACAUUAUUUGACUGCUGUUCACUGGAAACAUUAUUAUCAUAGUUUACGUCAGGAUAAAUACAUAGGUUGUCUGGCAUUCUUGUACAUCUUUUGUUGAACUUAAAAUUAGGUUAUCGUAGCAUUUACAGGUUUUAUGACUAUAAUAUUUUCUAAAAAAGUUAGAGGAAGCCUCUGUCACCCUCUAUCCUUCCUGUAUAUUAUAUUAUUGUGUCUUGUUUAUAUCGUGUAGAUUACAACAAUAUUAGAUCAAACAGGGCUUUAGCACAUCAUAUCGCCAUACAGGAAAUCAGAUUGAUAUCACAUUCAGGAAAUGUUAAGUGUUGAGAUCCCACAGGUGGAUGGUGGGUAAUGGGAAUGACUUAACAAAUGCAUUUGUAGUGGCUCGGUUGUUGCGCAUACCCUAAUAAUGUAAUAACUGUCAUGUUAGAUAACCAUUUAUCACUUAAUCUACCACUGCAUUUUCUGAAAAUUUUCGUACACUACCGCCUAAUUUUUUUUAACAACCAGGAGAACAUUCUGUCCCUUACACUUACUGUAUGUGUUGUUUCUUCCACAUUAAGCUCCAGGUGGAUAACAUUCUGUAAUCUACCGCCAUGUUUUUAUAUCUGCUGUUGUUGAGAACCCUCUGUUACUUCUCUAUUGAAAAUCUGGACUUUAUAACAUCUUUCACACACAUCUAAUGAAUUGAAGUAACUUGGUCAAGAACAAAAUAAUUGAUCAAAUGUUGACAUGUGUCAUGCCUUACUUUCACUCACUAUAAAAUCUGAAAUGAUUGAUGAUAAGUUCAGUAUCACUGCUUAAAUCCACUCAGAAAAAAUGUAAUCUUUUGGCCAAUUACACAGUUUUUAAAGGCACAGUAUGGGAUUCAAUUUCUAUAACUGUAAAGGCUCAGCUAGUCAUGCCCAAAUAAUAUUGUCACCCGGUAAACACAAGAAGGCUGUAAUUCACCUUUUAUUAUAAAAAUUCAUAAGAAUCCAACACUGCGAACCAGGGGUGCGUUUCCCUAACAACGAUAUAACUCGCUGGUUAACCACCAUAGUACAAUGCAUCGUUAGAGAAACUUACUAGCAACUCAUGACUGUUUCCUGAAAACAUAGUAACUUUGUCGCACAUCUGUUGUUUGAACCACGUUGGGUCAAGUUUUCUCCUACGUAACUUCGCCCAGGGAUUCCCCAGGGUCCUAGAGCACACCUAUCAUGCGCACUUUUAAAGAAACAGCGCUUCUAUUUUCUUGACAAACUAAAAGAUGUAAAAUUGAAUUUGUAUAUAUUUCGAAUGAUGGCUAUAGAAUGCACUGCAUGUUCAAAAGCUUGAUGCAUGUAAGUCUACAUGUCAUAAUAAUAAGGAACGCUUCUUCUAACCACAGCUCUAGACCUGUAGUUCCAGCCACGCAACUUUGCGAUGCUGCUUGCGAUUGAUCGUUGGAACGAUGGUUUUGGGAAACACCUAAAAUGUUGAACCAUGUUGGAACGAUGGAGCUUGCGACCAUAGUUGGCUUGCGAUGCUUUUGGGAAAUGCACCCCAGGGAGAUAUAUGUAAAUUUAUUCCCUUAGCAAUGCCCUCUAGAAGCUACAUACAAUAUAUCCCAGAAGACAAAAUAAUAAUUGCUAAAACCAAUGAAAAUGGAUAAAAAAUGGACGAGUAUCUCUUACCCUAUUCAAUCUAUAGAUAUUCUUGUAUACAGUACGGUGAGCAGUGUUAGGGCUGGGAGGAACCGUGAACAUUCAUGAAUAUUGAUCCAGCAGAAGAGUGGAAGAAGCCUACGAGCCUAUUUACUGAAAUAAAAUCAUGGUCCCAUGUCAUUCUAGUAUUGUUGCAUUCAGUUUUUGAAAACUGAUGUUUUGUGUGAUGUAAGGACAUUGCUCUGCGAGUCUGCGACCUAAAAAGUUAAUGAAAUGCAUAAACUUGAAGU
Messenger RNA from Triplophysa rosa, 3751 nucleotides. Its product is annotated as ephrin-B1-like. The record is from RefSeq and is a predicted model, not a curated record. The transcript is spliced from 5 exons. Gene Ontology annotation, cellular component: plasma membrane. Gene Ontology annotation, biological process: axon guidance; ephrin receptor signaling pathway. Lineage: Eukaryota; Metazoa; Chordata; Actinopteri; Cypriniformes; Nemacheilidae. Gene Ontology annotation, molecular function: ephrin receptor binding. Bases 344 to 1318 code for a protein of 324 amino acids.